UCUCUCUCCCUCUCCGUUCUAAAUAAAGCCAAACCCUCCCUAACGCUCUCGAUCUACUCGCAAUAUUUCUUCUCUCUGCAACAAACCAAAAAUGGCCCAACACCCAUUCCUCUUCCUCUUCACCAUUUUCGUUGCUCUCUUACACCUGGCUUUCUCUCGCAGCUUAUCGGAGACUACUUACACGCUCCUUGAUGUCUCGGCCGCACUCGAUCAAGCCCAAGCCGUCCUCAACUUCGACCCCGAAACCCUUAAACCCAGCUUGGAUCAGCAACAAGUCCAACAAGUCCAACAAAUCUUCGCUAAUUCCUCUUCUUUCUCGCUCCAGCUUCACUCCCGGGACUCCCUCUACAGGACCUCGCAUAAAGACUACAAGAGCCUAGUCCUUUCCCGCCUAGAGCGCGAAUCGGCCCGAGUCGACUCGCUCACCACCAAGCUCCAGCUCGCGCUCACAGGCGUGAAGAGGUCGGAUCUCCAGCCCAUGGAGACCGAGCUCCGGCCCGAGGACUUCUCCACUCCGAUUGUGUCCGGGAUGAGCCAGGGCAGCGGCGAGUACUUCUCGCGUGUCAGCGUCGGACAACCCGCCAAGCCCUUCUCCAUGGUCCUCGACACAGGUAGCGACGUCAACUGGCUCCAAUGCAAGCCCUGUACGGACUGCUACCAGCAAUCCGACCCGAUAUUCGACCCGAGCUCGUCCUCCUCCUACAAGCCCCUCUCCUGCGCCUCCCAGCAAUGCACCUCCCUCGAUAACGCCGGCUGUCGCAACGACCACUGCCUCUACCAGGUCGCGUACGGCGACGGCUCGUACACGGUCGGCGAUUUGGUCACUGAGACGCUGUCGUUCGGGAACUCUGGCGCGGUGAACGACGUCGCUUUGGGUUGCGGCCACGAAAACGAAGGUCUGUUCGUCGGCGCCGCCGGAUUACUUGGGCUCGGCGGAGGCCCACUUUCGCUUACCUCUCAGAUCAAAGCGUCGUCGUUUUCUUACUGCCUGGUCGACCGCGACUCGAGCAAGUCCUCAACGCUCGAGUUCAACUCAGUCCCACCCGGCGACUCGGUCACGACUGCGUUACUGAGAAACAGCAAACUUCGUACGUUCUACUACGUCGGACUCACCGGAAUGAGCGUGGGUGGGCAGCCCCUCUCGUUUCCGUCCUCGCAGUUCCAAAUGGACGCGUCAGGAAACGGUGGGAUAAUUGUUGACUCGGGAACGCCUAUAACUCGUUUGCAGACUCAGGCCUACAACUCGCUCCGCGACGCGUUCGUCAGUAUGACUCAGCACCUGCCGGCUACGAGCGGCGUAGCUCUGUUCGACACUUGUUACGAUCUCUCUUCGCAGAAAUCCGUGAGAGUGCCCACGGUGUCUUUUCAGUUCUCUGACGGGAAGUCGCUCUUGUUGCCGGCCAAGAAUUAUUUGAUUCCGGUGGAGUCGGACGGAACCUUCUGUUUCGCCUUCGCUCCCACGACGUCGUCUUUGUCAAUUAUUGGGACUGUGCAGCAGCAGGGGACACGUGUCAGCUUUGAUUUGGCAAACUCGCGGUUGGGGUUCUCCUCCAAUAAAUGUUAGUCGGUGUAGGCAGGUUUGUUUGAUGAAAAGAAAAAAAAAAUUAAAAGAAAAUGGUAGGGUAAUUUACCUUUUUAUCCCUGAGAAAUGAGGUGGCGAUGUGGUACUCUAUUUUAAAUAGGUUUUAAUGUGGGUAGGAAAAUGAAAUGUUCUACGGAAAGGCAGGUGAGUUGCUUAAAAUCGGGCCCAUCUAAAUAAAGUCCAAGAAGCUUUGGCUGGUGUGGCUCAUAAUUAUUCAUAAAUGUACUAUUGUGUAGUUGAGUUCAGUGGCAUGUAUAGAAAAUUAGCCAGAACUUUAGGGGCCAUUAGGCAAACCAGUGGGAUUGAGAAAUGAAUUGUGAUUUAAAAAGUUAUCGUUUACUAGUUUGAGAUCUAAUCUUAUUUAUUUUUAUUUA
Alnus glutinosa is the source of this 1956-nucleotide messenger RNA. Its product is annotated as protein ASPARTIC PROTEASE IN GUARD CELL 1. The transcript has a single exon. Lineage: Eukaryota; Viridiplantae; Streptophyta; Magnoliopsida; Fagales; Betulaceae. The record is from RefSeq and is a predicted model, not a curated record. The coding region runs from base 92 to 1564 and encodes 490 amino acids. Gene Ontology annotation, biological process: proteolysis. Gene Ontology annotation, molecular function: aspartic-type endopeptidase activity.